UAAAUAGGUAUUACUUUGCUCUCACGACAAUUGUUACCCACCUGAACAAGACUGUAUCAUAUGUGAGGGGGAAAGGAGUUUAUAAUACUCUAUAACCCAAAGGGUGUUCGGUGCAGUUUAGCUAUUACUUCAUUCUUUGACAUGAACACUACCUGAAGUUGUAAAGCAGAACGCUUGGUGGCGCUGCAGGCUAAGAGAGUGAAAAACUGUCUCUGCAGAUUCCUAGGCUCCGCAAAAGCUGAUCCGUUUCUGGCAGCUCACAAAGGAAACGUUUGCAUUGUUGGGUAUGGAAGGUUUCGGAGAGGUAGCUAUCUCCCUAUUAGUCACUGUUAAGAAGAGCUAACUCAAGACUGCUGAACUAAGACAGCAGAGUUGGCUGCAGAGCAAUUAUUUUGUGAUUAAAUACUGCAUCUUUGGGACCCAGAGGAACGAUGGAGACGCUGCUACCCAAAGCGACGCAGAAAAGGCAAGUGACCGCCAUUCUUCUUCUAUUUCUGUUGUGGGAGGCGGGCGGUGCGACCAUUAAGUAUUCCGUUCUAGAAGAAAGGGACAGCGGCUCAGUUGUGGCCAACCUAGCAGAAGAUCUGGGGUUGGGCUUAGGGGAGCUGGCCGCGCGGGGCGCCCGGAUUCUUUCCAAAGGGAAUAAACAGCAUUUGCAGCUCGAGCAGAAGACCGGGAAUUUGCUCCUAAAAGAAAAACUGGACCGGGAAGAGCUGUGCGGUGACACAGAUCCAUGUAUACUGCCUUUCCAGCUGUUAUUGAAAAACCCGGUGCAGUUUAUUCAGGGCGAAUUACAGCUCCAAGACGUAAAUGAUAACGCCCCAGACUUUUUGGAAAAUGAAAUCCUCCUGAAAAUCUCGGAAAGCAGCCAACCAGGGACAGCAUUUCCUUUGAAAAUAGCUCAAGAUUUAGAUGUGGGCAGUAACACAGUUCAGAACUACACAAUUAGCACCAACUUCCAUUUUCACCUUUUCACUCGAAAUCACAGCAAUGGUAGGAAAUACCCAGAGCUGGUGCUGGACAAAGAGCUGGACCAUGAGGAGCAGCCAGAGCUCAGGCUAACUCUCACGGCGCUGGAUGGUGGAUCGCCACCCAAGUCUGGGACGUCCCAGGUUCUCAUCAUGGUCCUGGACAUAAAUGACAACAUCCCUGAAUUUGUUCAGCAGUUUUACAAGGUGCAGGUCCCAGAGAACAGACCCAUAGGCUCCCUCGUCAUCACAGUCUCUGCUAGGGAUUUGGAUGCUGGGACUUACGGAGAGCUCUCCUACUCAUUUUUCCAAUCCUCAAAUCAGGUCAUUCAGGCCUUCGAAGUCAACACAGUCACAGGGGAUAUUCGAUUAAAAAAAAUGUUGGAUUUUGAGGAAAUUCAAUCUUACGAUAUGGAAAUUGAGGCCUCAGAUGGCGGGGGUCUUACAGGAAAAUGCACCGUAGUCAUAGAAGUGACGGAUGUAAAUGACAAUGCUCCUGAAUUGACUAUGUCGUUACUCAUCAGUGAUAUCCCAGAAAACACCCCCGACACUGUCGUCGCUGUAUUCGGAAUUUCAGACCCAGACGCUGGAGACAAUGGCAAAAUGCUGUGUUCCAUUCAAGACCAUCUCCCCUUCCUUCUGAAACGUACUGUAGAAAAUUUCUACACCCUGAUAACAGAAGGAGCGCUGGACCGAGAGGAAAGAGCCGAGUACAACAUCACCAUCACCGUCUCCGACCUGGGGACCCCCCGGCGGCACACCCAGCACAACCUGACCGUGCGCGUGGCCGACGUCAACGACAACGCGCCCGCCUUCAGCCAGCCCGCCUACACCCUGCGCGUCCGCGAGAACAACAGCCCCGCCCUGCACAUCGGCACCGUCCGCGCCACCGACGCCGACGCGGGCGCCAACGCCCAGCUCACCUACUCGCUGCUGCCGCCCUCCGACCCGCACCUGCCCCUCGCCUCGCUCGUGGCCAUCAACCCCGACACCGGCCAGCUCUUCGCCCUGCGCGCCCUCGACUACGAGGCCCUGCGCGCCUUCGACUUCCAGGUGCGCGCCGCCGACCGCGGCGCGCCCGCGCUCAGCAGCCAGGCGCGGGUGCGCGUGCUCGUGGCCGACGCCAACGACCACGCGCCCGUCGUGCUCUACCCGCCGCAGAACGCCUCGGCGCCCUGCCCCGAGCUGCUGCCCCGGGCGGCCGAGCCGGGCUACCUGCUGGCCAAGGUGGUGGCGGUGGACGGCGACGCGGGCCAGAACGCCUGGCUGUCCUACCGCCUGCUGCAGGCCACCGAGCCCGGGCUCUUCGGCGUGGGCGCGCACAGCGGCGAGGUGCGCACGGCCCGCCCGCUGAGCGAGCGCGACGCGCCCCGGCAGCGGCUGCUGCUGCUGGUGCGGGACCACGGCGAGCCGCCGCUCUCGGCCAGCGUCGCGCUGCACGUGCUGCUGGUGGACGGCUUCUCGCAGCCCUACCUGCCGCCGCCCGAGGCCCCCGGCCGCGCGCCGGGCGCCGGCGCGGACGAGCCGCUCACCGUCUCGCUGGUGGGGGCGCUGGCGUGCGUGUCGGCGCUGCUGGUGGGGGCGCUGCUGGCCUUGGGGGCGGGGCGGCUGUGCCGGCGGGGCGGGGCGGCCUCGGCGGGGGGCGGCUCGGGGCCCGCGGAGGGCGGCGUCGCGGGCCAGCUGCUGGACGUCGGCGGCACGGGGACCCUGGCCCACGGCUACCGCUACGAGGUGUGUCUGGCGGGGGGCACUGGGACCAGCGAGUUCAAGUUUCUGAAGCCAGUUGUGCCCAGUUUUCAGAGCCAUUCUUCCGGGCCAGAAAUAGAAGAAACCCCCAACGUUAAGAAAGACUUUGGUUUCAGUAUGCAGUGACAAUAAUUGUUUUUCUUAUCCCAAAUAUUUUAAAUUGAUGGCAGCUCAAGGGGAUGGCUUUUCUGGCAGACUAUCAUGAAUCCUUUCAUUACAUUCAACUUGCUUGCAAGAUUUGUUUAAAGAAUGGUAUCUUACCUACUUUUUAUUACUAUAACAAGAUUAAUGAUCCUAAGUCUUGCCUCCCAAAACAGUGAUGAAGUCAGUAGCUGUACAAGCCCUUCUUCUGUCAUAGCUAAGAAAUGUAUUUGGGGGGGAAAGUGGGAAAUUAAUUCUCUACCAUCACCAUCAUUGUCUUUCCUUGAAAUUUUCUAAUUCGUUUUUAAAACAUUAACUGUAUAACAGUACUGCACUAGCACAAUGAGGCAUGCCUAAUUACAAAGGAGAGAGAACCUUA
This is a messenger RNA of Phacochoerus africanus (Common warthog), 3234 nucleotides long. RefSeq names its product protocadherin beta-17-like. Gene Ontology annotation, molecular function: calcium ion binding. The transcript has a single exon. Gene Ontology annotation, cellular component: plasma membrane. Gene Ontology annotation, biological process: homophilic cell-cell adhesion. The record is from RefSeq and is a predicted model, not a curated record. Lineage: Eukaryota; Metazoa; Chordata; Mammalia; Artiodactyla; Suidae. Bases 432 to 2840 code for a protein of 802 amino acids.